This is a messenger RNA of Neltuma alba, 312 nucleotides long. Its product is annotated as eukaryotic translation initiation factor 4E-1-like. The coding region runs from base 1 to 312 and encodes 103 amino acids. Gene Ontology annotation, cellular component: eukaryotic translation initiation factor 4F complex. Lineage: Eukaryota; Viridiplantae; Streptophyta; Magnoliopsida; Fabales; Fabaceae. The transcript has 2 exons. Gene Ontology annotation, molecular function: translation initiation factor activity; RNA 7-methylguanosine cap binding. The record is from RefSeq and is a predicted model, not a curated record. Gene Ontology annotation, biological process: translational initiation.
AUGGUGGUAGAAGAUACCCCAAAUUCUUCUAUUACUGACGAUCAGAUCAGUACCAGCAGCACAAACCCUAACCCCAGGGUUCGUGACUCCGACGAGGAUGAGCUCGAGGAGGGAGAGAUUGUCGGAGAAGAUGACUCAGCCACUUCGAAGGCAUCGUCCGCCGUCGUGCGUCAGCCUCACCCGCUUGAGAAUUCUUGGACCUUUUGGUUCGAUAACCCCUAUGCCAAGUCCAAGCAAGCGGCCUGGGGAAGUUCUAUGCGAAGCAUCUAUACCUUUAGUACUGUUGAGGAGUUUUGGAGUGAUGAGCUAUGA